Archocentrus centrarchus (flier cichlid) is the source of this 1159-nucleotide messenger RNA. RefSeq names its product trafficking protein particle complex subunit 3 (gene trappc3). Gene Ontology annotation, cellular component: TRAPP complex. Bases 126 to 668 code for a protein of 180 amino acids. The transcript is spliced from 5 exons. Gene Ontology annotation, biological process: Golgi vesicle transport. The record is from RefSeq and is a predicted model, not a curated record. NCBI's taxonomy places the organism in Eukaryota, Metazoa, Chordata, Actinopteri, Cichliformes, Cichlidae.
AUUGACGCUUGUCGCAGCGUGUGAGACUAACAGGCGAUUACGGAAAUAACUGCUUAGUCCGAAUCAAAUAAAUAAAGGAUUAAUAUCGCGCGCACCACCUGUGUAAGCCCGUAAAACCCGACACAAUGUCCAGGCAAUCCAACCGUGCAACAGACAGCAAGAAGAUGAACUCGGAGUUGUUCACACUGACUUAUGGGGCCCUGGUCACCCAGCUUUGUAAAGACUAUGAGAAUGAUGAGGAGGUCAAUAAACAGUUGGAUAAGAUGGGUUAUAACAUUGGCGUGCGUCUGAUUGAGGACUUCCUGGCGCGCUCCAGCAUCGGCAGGUGUCAGGAUUUCCGAGAAACAGCCGAUGUCAUUGCUAAGGUUGCAUUUAAAAUGUACCUCGGAAUCACCCCCAGUGUGACCAACUGGAGCCCUGCAGGAGAUGAGUUUUCCCUUAUCCUCGAGAAUAAUCCGCUGGUAGACUUUGUGGAGUUGCCAGAUAACCACAGUGCACUAAUCUACUCCAACCUUCUGUGUGGGGUCCUCAGAGGAGCCCUGGAGAUGGUCCAGAUGGCGGUGGACGUGAAAUUUGCCCAGGACACUCUUAGAGGGGACAGUGUGACAGAAAUCCGCAUGAAGUUCAUUAAGAGGAUUGAAGAAAACCUCCCUGCGGGAGACGAGUGAUGGAAACACAAAGAUCGCCUGUGUCCCACAGAGGGAGGACUAAUUUAAACACGGAACACUUUCACACUUUAAAAGAUGAACUUAAUUCCCACCGUCAAACUGCGUGGUAAACUUUAACAGGAGUGUUACUUUCCUCGCAGCAUAACAUCUCCACGAGUCGACGGAGAGGCCGAAAGAUUCACUAAAAAGAUCUCAAUUGACUCGUAGCUGCAAUUUCUCUGACCAUGUUUAACCCAUGUUUAAAGAGACUCUUGUUGAUGCUCAGCCUUGUAUGUUAACAGAGAUGUCUUUUUCUCAUGAAUUGGUCAUUUUCUGUGUUUUUUUUUUUUUUUUUUUUUUUGGUUUGUUUUGUUUAAAUGAAAUCACUGUAUUGCUGCCAAUUAUCUGGCAUGUUAAUUUAUGAUAAUGUCAAGUAAAUUACAGAUUUGAUGCAAUGUUUUUCUCAUCUGUUUGUGAGAUUUGACACCUAAAUCCUGCUUGGGGACCUUGAA